AAGACCUUUAUUAAUAAUACGUAUGUACCAUGCUAGUGGGAGGACAGACCAUUAUGCAGCUAUCAAUGGAUGCCGGACGGGGAAUCAUUCUGGCACAGAGUGGGAGAGAGUUCUAGAAAGUCACGCCCCUAUGUAACUCACAGGCUUAUCACUCAAACACAAGCCCAGUUACCCUAAUGCUAAAAAUAAGCCCAAGUAAGAACAAGACUCAGGACCUACUAUAUGUCUGGGAUCCCGAAUGCUUUACCAUCGACAAUGAUAUAGGCUAGCUUAGCUGAAGGAAACAAGAUGUCUAAAGGUCCAGCAGUUGGUAUUGACCUGGGCACCACCUACUCCUGUGUGGGUGUCUUCCAGCACGGGAAGGUAGAGAUCAUUGCCAAUGACCAAGGAAAUCGGACCACGCCCAGCUACGUUGCAUUUACGGAUACUGAAAGACUUAUUGGUGAUGCUGCCAAGAAUCAGGUGGCAAUGAAUCCAACCAACACAGUAUUUGAUGCUAAGCGAUUGAUUGGCCGUCGCUUUGAUGACCCAGUUGUUCAAUCAGACAUGAAGCACUGGCCCUUUACUGUUAUUAACGAUGGAGGGCGUCCCAAGGUUCAAGUUGAGUACAAAGGAGAGGCGAAGACAUUCUAUGCAGAAGAAGUAUCGUCUAUGGUUCUCACCAAAAUGAAGGAGAUUUCAGAAGCCUAUCUGGGGAAGACCAUCACCAACGCUGUGAUUACAGUUCCCGCAUACUUCAAUGAUUCCCAAAGACAGGCCACUAAAGACGCAGGGACGAUCUCUGGCCUCAAUGUUCUGCGCAUCAUCAACGAGCCAACUGCGGCCGCCAUAGCAUAUGGCCUGGACAAGAAGGUUGGUGGUGAAAGAAAUGUCCUGAUUUUUGACCUUGGAGGAGGCACCUUUGAUGUCUCCAUUCUUACAAUUGAGGAUGGUAUAUUUGAGGUAAAAUCCACAGCUGGGGACACACACCUGGGUGGUGAGGACUUUGAUAACCGCAUGGUCAACCAUUUUGUAGGGGAGUUCAAACGCAAACACAAAAAGGACAUUACUGAGAACAAGCGUGCCAUCCGACGUCUGCGCACAGCCUGCGAACGUGCCAAACGCACCUUGUCCUCCAGUACCCAGGCUAGUAUUGAAAUAGACUCCCUCUAUGAGGGCAUUGACUUCUACACCUCUCUAACCCGGGCCCGCUUUGAAGAACUCAAUGCCGACCUCUUCCGUGGGACACUGGAGCCUGUGGAAAAAGCCCUCAGAGAUGCCAAGAUGGACAAGGCACAGAUCCAUGACAUUGUUCUUGUUGGAGGUUCCACGCGCAUUCCCAAGAUCCAAAAGCUACUUCAGGACUUCUUCAAUGGGAGAGAGCUGAACAAGAGCAUUAACCCAGAUGAGGCUGUUGCCUAUGGUGCAGCUGUCCAAGCUGCAAUCCUUUCUGGGGAUAAGUCAGAAAAUGUUCAAGACCUGCUUCUUCUGGAUGUCACGCCUCUGUCUCUGGGCAUUGAGACUGCCGGUGGAGUCAUGACUGUUCUCAUCAAACGCAACACAACUAUCCCCACCAAGCAGACCCAGACAUUUACUACGUACUCCGACAACCAGCCAGGGGUCUUGAUUCAGGUGUUUGAAGGUGAAAGGGCAAUGACUAAAGACAACAACCUGCUUGGGAAAUUUGAGCUAACCGGUAUUCCUCCAGCUCCCCGGGGGGUUCCCCAGAUUGAAGUGACCUUUGACAUUGAUGCCAAUGGAAUUAUGAACGUGUCAGCUGUGGAUAAGAGCACCGGGAAAGAGAAUAAGAUCACUAUCACCAAUGACAAAGGCCGGCUGAGCAAGGAAGAGAUAGAGCGCAUGGUACAAGAGGCUGACAGGUACAAGGCUGAAGAUGAAGUCCAGAGAGAGAAGAUUUCGGCCAAAAACUCUCUGGAGUCCUUGGCCUUUAACAUGAAGAGCACAGUUGAGGAUGAGAAGCUGAAGGACAAGAUAAGUCCAGAAGACAAACAGAAAAUCCUAGACAAAUGCAAUGAGGUCAUCUCUUGGUUGGACAGGAACCAGAUGGCAGAGAAAGAGGAAUACGAGCAUCAGCAGAAAGAACUGCAGAACCUGUGCAACCCUAUCAUCACCAAACUAUACCAGGGUGCUGGUGGGGCUGGAAUGCCUGGUGGGAUGCCUGGAGGAUUCCCUGGGGCUGGGGCAGGUGCUGGAGGUGGUGGUUCCUCUGGUCCUACCAUUGAAGAAGUUGAUUAAAGUGCUCCAUCUUGUAUUAGAAUGUCCAAGCUGUGUCCCUCUAGCAACUGUUUUAUCUACAUCUUCCAGUAGCCUUUAGGUAUGAGUAGCUGUUGCUAGAGGGCCACAGGCUGGCCAUACUAUACUAACACCAGGUCACGAAUGAUUCACUUGAUCAAUUUGUCAGUUAUCCCAGUUAUAAUGCUCUUAGGUAUCAUUUAUCAUGGUGUUGCUGUCACUUCUUGUUAUCUCUAGUAGGGACAGGGUUUACUCAAUUCAACUCAAAGAAGGGGGUUAGUAUACUUAUGUGUGGGGCUCUGUCAAUCCCCAUACUCUGAGGAAAAGAAGCAUGUUCCUUGUAUAUACUGUGGCCCUUACUUAAUGUAUAAGGCACUGGGUGGAUGUGCAGGGCAAUCUUACAAAAAAAUGUCUAGUGGAGAACCCAGCCAACAAAGUGAAAUUUGCCCUAUACUUCAUACCAUGUGUUGACAUAGAAUGGAAACAACCGGGAAAAUAAAUAAACAUUGUAGGUGACACCGAUAGCAAUCUGCAGCCCCAUGAUAAAUGAAACUAACGCUCACUUAUAACAAUUCUAUAGCAUGUUGCCGUCACCCCUUUCACGGACUCCUGGUAUCUUCAUGUUAUUCUAAUUACAGCUUACUGUGUACAUGUGUCUUUGAUCAGAAUUCCAGUCAUCGGCUGGAAUAAACCAAUCAGUUCUGUAGGUAGUUUCUUCCAAUGUAGAAAUGCAACCCUGAGUAUUUACUAUAUCUUUGCUCAUGGUGCCAGUGGGAUCAUUUUGUAAAAUGUCUAAAUAUUCCAUCAUCUUUGGAAACAUCAUGUAACUCUUGUAACAUCAUGUAACGGCAAGGCGUGCUCCCUUUAAACUGUGUACAUUACGAGACCAUCUAGCAUGCCUAAACUUUAGACUCUGUACACAGGAUUCCAUUGCGGUAAGCAUGUUUGGUGUUCUGUUCUAUAGGUUCAAGGCAACAUGAGUAAACUUGGCUCCACGCCCACAGUCAUUUAUACUUGGGUUUCACUUCUACUGCACAGUCAACUCAAUGAACACUUUGCAAUAUGGUUGAAAGUGUGAAAAUCCACUGCACUCAAAGCUCAAGUACCCCCUUGGCAUUGGAUCCUUCUUCAGUUUGACUUUGAAUGACCUUUAUUGCCCUGGUUAGGUUUUUAUAAUGCUGUUUUGUAGAGCCAGUUGGCCCAGCUGAAUUGCAGGCUGCGGGAUGCAAGAGAUCUGGCACUUUGUUUGAAAUGCUACCAAAGUGUAGCUCAGAUUCAGGGAAACCUAGGCACGUGCCAAAAAAUAAAGUGGUUUUUGUCGUGGUUUUUAUCUGUGCAUUACAAAAAUGGCGCUUGGACUGUUGUAUCCGUAUGUGAUGUGUCUUUAGAUGUUAAAACUAAUUAGGAACACACUAGUUGCUUUGAAUCAGCGUACUUAACUCUUAUUCUUUUCCUUCUUCUCACCUUUAUUUGCAUUCCAUUUGUACACAGAUGGUAAUUGCACCAAACCAGUGCCUGUAUCUCCAUUGGUGCCAGAUAGGGUUGAUAAACCUGCCAAUUAAAGUUACAUACACAACACUAAACCAAGUCUUAACAUGCCGAGCAACUGAGUAUAUGGUGCAAAUGUAGAAUAACCAGCUUGCCACUGGCACGGUGAUUAUAUUUCCGGGUUUCUCUUUGAUGUAUAUGGCAUGCUUAUUGGCAAUGUGUGCCAUAGAUUGGUCAACCAAGCCUGCAUUGAGAGGGUUAAACCAUUCAUCAUUAGGAUUCUGGCAUGGGGGUUCCAAAGUGGGACUGCCCAUGAAGUCUAAUUAGACUUUCAAUAAGCACACUUAUUAUGGAACUCUUCAGUACUCUUACUUAAUCUCCUGUAGAGAUCUCAAGAACUUUCCUGGGUUCCUCCAAUUGUUCCCAAUGUAUUGCACCACCAACACAGCAGAAUGUGGAUCUCCUUUGGCACUAGGUGAAUCCAUUUGCUGCCAUUGACACAGUGAUCACUUAAUGACUUUUAAUCUGCUUGAUAACAGCAGCUAUUUGAAGAAAUAUGGGUGCCCCUAGGGCUCUGGCACAUGGGGAGAUUAGUCGCCCAUGACAAAUCUCCCUGUUCGCGGGCGACUAAUCUCCCCGAGUUGCCAUCCCACCAGUGAAAAUGUAAGUUGCCGGUGGGAUGGCACACGCGGCGGCAUGAUUUCAGCAAAUCAUCGAGAAUGCCUCACGAGGCAACUUCGCCGAUUUGCCGAAAUCGCCUGCGCAGGGUGUGCCAUCCCACCGGCAACUUACAUUUUCGCUGGUGGGAUAGCAAUUCAGGGAGAUUAGUCGCCCACGAACAGGGAGAUUUGUCGCAGGCGACUAAUCUGCCCUUGUGCCAGAGCCCUUAUACAAUCUGGACAGUUGGACCUUAUGAUACUAGCGUAGUAAAUAUUGCUUUUAUAUGGUCUUGGGUUUGCUCAGUUGUAGCCACCAUGUUCCUACUGACUGUUCUCUUUAUGCAUUUUAUCUACAUCAAAAGCACCUGAAAGUUGGUGUCACACCAUUGUGUUCUUAUUUGUUUCCAGACAAUACAUUGCCCAAUAUAGAUCUCUGAUCAAUCCCUGUUCUGAUAGGAUAUAAUCUCCAAUGCAAGUAAAACAAAAUUAUCCAUUUACUUUUCAAGAUGGCAAAAAAUCUUGUAAUUUAUAUACGAGUCUAUACUCAGUGCGCCAAUAUAAACACCUUUACAGAAGCAAUAAAAUACACGCUAUAUAAGGAA
Molecule: messenger RNA, 4981 nt
Organism: Xenopus tropicalis (tropical clawed frog)
Lineage: Eukaryota; Metazoa; Chordata; Amphibia; Anura; Pipidae
Gene: hspa1a
Product: heat shock protein family A (Hsp70) member 1A
Exons: 9
Coding region: 289-2235 (648 amino acids)
Molecular function (GO): ATP hydrolysis activity; ATP binding
Source: RefSeq, a predicted model, not a curated record